This is a messenger RNA of Penicillium oxalicum, 1140 nucleotides long. Its product is annotated as Stk19 family serine/threonine-protein kinase. The transcript is spliced from 2 exons. Gene Ontology annotation, biological process: protein phosphorylation; positive regulation of Ras protein signal transduction. The record is from RefSeq and is a predicted model, not a curated record. Gene Ontology annotation, molecular function: protein serine/threonine kinase activity. NCBI's taxonomy places the organism in Eukaryota, Fungi, Ascomycota, Eurotiomycetes, Eurotiales, Aspergillaceae. Bases 1 to 1140 code for a protein of 379 amino acids.
AUGACCCUGCGUCUGACCUCCGCUCCAGUCGCCGGUGUCAAGAAGCGUAAAUCUACUCCCAAAAGUCGUGAUUCUCCCUUUUCGGGUCAUGGCCGCAAACCCAACUCUCCCGCGGCCAAGGCCGUGAAGGCGGCGGCUGAAGACUUGGUCGACGAUGAUCCGCUUCCAGAUAAAGGGCGAUCGCACUACAUCUCCGAAACAGCAGAGGUCCGUGAUGUGGUCGCUGCCAUUCGAUCCAUCCGGGCGAGAAUGUUCGAUGAGCUUCCGCCGCAGCGGGCGGGUAUGAACAGCACUCGCAUUGCAGAGGUCUUGAACCUGCGCCGGUCGCUCCCCCCACUUGCCUCGGUGGCACAUAUCCAUACGUUGCUGAACGCCCCAACGCAGGUGGAACGGGAAAUUGUCGAACUACUGCAGGCGGGUCGCAUUCGACGAUUGAUGAUUCCGGGUCGGGGCAACGAUGCGGCCGGUCUGGGGGACUGCUUGGUCCUGGCCGAGGAAUGGGAAGAGAUGAUCCGGGGGAACACGGCGUUGAGUGAUGAGUUGAAGGAUAAAUUCCUCGAUAUCCUAUCCCGCCUCGGAUCUUCGUCCGCCCUCUCCCAAAGCAUCUUCACUCCCGACGAGUACCGGGUGCUCGUCCGUGCGGGCUUCCUUGUCUCCUCAUCCACCUACACCCAAGCAUCGCUGAACGUGGCAUCCCUUCCCAAUCUCCCUCCGGCAGUCAUCGCUUCGGCCAGUCGCAAAGGCCCGGCUCAUGCGUCUGACCACGACCGAGCGGUCCAGACAGACGUGCAGGCUCGAGCAGCGACUCUUUUCUUAUCUUUGCCCAACACGGGCACCUACCUCCGGCUGCUGGGUGCAGGGCGGGCGCACUUGAUGACUUUGCUCCGACGCUCUCCCUGUAGUGAAGCCCCGCUCACCCUGCUGCAAGACCGUUGGGACGGAGCCAUUGAAACUGAAAAGAGUUUCCACCUGGCCAAACGUGCACGAGGUGAGUUUGCGGGGAUUCUGCCGGGUCGAACGAAAAAGUGGAAGGACCUCUACGGUAUGCAAUUUCGCUGGGCCCUGGAGGAAGCUCUGGGAGCCGGACUGGUAGAGAUCUUUGAGACUGGCAGCGUGGGACCGGGCAUUCGAUGUCUGUAG